Molecule: messenger RNA, 487 nt
Organism: Amphimedon queenslandica
Lineage: Eukaryota; Metazoa; Porifera; Demospongiae; Haplosclerida; Niphatidae
Exons: 2
Molecular function (GO): protein binding
Source: RefSeq, a predicted model, not a curated record
AUCAAUGGAUAUCUCCUAUUGUUACUGGAGACGGACCACCUCCUAUUCAUUCCUUCACUCUCACACCAGUUACUAAUAACACUGCAGUAAUGUUCGGGGGUGAUACUGAUAAUGGAUGGAGCAGUAAACUGCACAUAAUAAGUUUCAGUAUGACAUCAGUGGAUGUAUUAGAAGUACCUAAUCCUGGGGGAUUAGUACAAUGGCCUAAGGGAGGAGCAGCUCAUUCCAGUGUACUGAUUACCACUGAUUCAGUACCACACUUACUAGUGGUGGGUGGAUCACCUGCUUAUGAUGUAUGGUUACUGGACAUUAACAAAAAAGUAUGGAAGGAAUUGGUAAGUAUUAUAUCAUGAUGCCUGAUAAUGAAACAUAAAGUGAUUAACUAAAUUUGUAACUCACGAGGUUUGUAAUGUACAUGUACAUAAUACUCAGUGAAAACUAUUGAUGAAUGAUGCUGGUAUUAAGUAUAUGUGUGUGUCUAUUUUUA